GCCUGCGCAGUGGCUCUGGAGGGUGCUCUGCGACUGCGGCCGCGCGGCAGCUUUUCUCCACAGCGGGCCGGGCGCUCUGUAGUGUUCGCCGCCAUGAGUCGCAGCUACAACGAUGAGCUGCAGUUCCUGGAGAAGCUCAGCAAGAACUGCUGGAGGAUCAAGAAGGGCUUCGUGCCUAACAUGCAGGUUGAAGGCGUUUUCUAUGUGAAUGAUGCUCUAGAGAAAUUAAUGUUUGAGGAAUUAAGGAACGCCUGUCGAGGAGGCGGUGUUGGUGGCUUCUUGCCAGCCAUGAAGCAGAUUGGCAAUGUGGCAGCCCUGCCUGGAAUUGUUCAUCGAUCCAUUGGGCUCCCUGAUGUCCACUCAGGCUAUGGGUUUGCUAUUGGGAACAUGGCGGCCUUUGAUAUGAAUGACCCGGAAGCAGUGGUGUCCCCAGGUGGCGUCGGAUUUGACAUCAACUGUGGUGUCCGCCUGCUGAGAACAAAUUUGGAUGAAAGUGAUGUCCAGCCUGUAAAGGAACAACUGGCCCAAGCUAUGUUUGACCACAUUCCUGUUGGGGUGGGGUCCAAAGGGGUCAUCCCGAUGAAUGCCAAAGACCUGGAGGAGGCCUUGGAGAUGGGUGUAGACUGGUCCCUGCGAGAAGGCUAUGCCUGGGCUGAGGACAAGGAGCACUGUGAGGAGUAUGGAAGGAUGCUGCAGGCCGACCCCAACAAGGUCUCAGCAAGGGCCAAAAAGAGAGGCCUUCCUCAGCUGGGGACCCUGGGUGCAGGCAACCACUAUGCAGAAAUCCAGGUUGUGGAUGAGAUCUUCAAUGAGUAUGCUGCGAAGAAGAUGGGCAUUGACCACAAGGGGCAGGUGUGCGUGAUGAUCCACAGUGGCAGCCGCGGCCUGGGCCACCAGGUAGCCACAGAUGCAUUGGUGGCUAUGGAAAAGGCCAUGAAGAGAGACAAGAUCAUAGUCAAUGAUCGGCAGUUAGCUUGUGCUCGGAUCGCUUCAUCAGAGGGCCAGGACUACCUUAAAGGAAUGGCGGCUGCUGGCAACUAUGCCUGGGUCAACCGUUCAUCCAUGACCUUCCUAACCCGCCAGGCUUUUGCCAAGGUCUUCAACACAACCCCGGAUGAUCUAGACCUGCACGUGAUCUACGAUGUCUCCCACAACAUUGCCAAAGUAGAGCAGCACGUUGUGGAUGGGAAGGAGCGGACGCUGCUGGUGCACCGGAAGGGGUCCACCCGUGCCUUCCCUCCACACCACCCGCUCAUCGCUGUGGACUACCAGCUCACUGGGCAGCCAGUGCUCAUUGGUGGCACGAUGGGAACCUGCAGUUACGUUCUCACCGGGACUGAGCAAGGCAUGACUGAGACCUUUGGAACCACCUGUCAUGGUGCGGGCCGAGCGUUGUCCAGAGCAAAAUCGCGACGUAAUUUAGAUUUCCAGGAUGUCUUAGACAAACUGGCAGAUAUGGGAAUUGCAAUCCGGGUGGCCUCGCCCAAACUAGUUAUGGAAGAGGCUCCUGAGUCCUAUAAGAAUGUGACCGAUGUGGUGAACACUUGCCAUGAUGCGGGAAUCAGCAAGAAGGCCAUUAAACUGCGGCCAAUCGCCGUCAUCAAAGGGUAGGGCCCCCAGGCCUCUGGACCCCUUGACCUCAUCCAGGUGGCGCAGACCGGGAGACUAUUAACACCACCGACAGACAGCUCUGCGGUGUGCGGCUGUGGCUGCCCAUGCUGAAGGGCCCCCUGCAGCCAGGUGAUUAAACCAUCGUCCAGAAGGAGCUGUGCUGCCUCUUACUUGUCCCAAGGAUUUCCAGGAAAAAUCCUUGGAGGGGCAGAGGGUGAAGAAACUGCCUUGUUCAGCCACGUAGGUCUUUAAUCAGCAGGAUAAACUGUACACAAAGCCCUUUUACACCCAGUAGGUGUCAGGAACGUUCUAUUAAACACCAGGUUGGCAUGUCUG
Molecule: messenger RNA, 1947 nt
Organism: Chinchilla lanigera (long-tailed chinchilla)
Lineage: Eukaryota; Metazoa; Chordata; Mammalia; Rodentia; Chinchillidae
Gene: Rtcb
Product: RNA 2',3'-cyclic phosphate and 5'-OH ligase
Exons: 12
Coding region: 94-1611 (505 amino acids)
Biological process (GO): tRNA splicing, via endonucleolytic cleavage and ligation
Cellular component (GO): tRNA-splicing ligase complex; nucleus
Molecular function (GO): RNA ligase (ATP) activity
Source: RefSeq, a predicted model, not a curated record